GUGGGACACAGAGCAGAGACCAAAGGUGAAGUGGGCGGAGACUGUGAAGGGAAUUACUUCUAUGAAAGUCGAUGCUCUUGAUUCUAAGUGAAGGGUUGCUGCUGCUCUCCAGUCAGAGUGAAGUGAUUGCGAAGUGAUUGUGAAGUGAUUGCCGAUGGGUUGUUAGGGCGUUGCCCCUAGAGAACUGCUGUUUCUGCUGCCUGAGGGACAGGCUUUUUAAUAAGGGUUUCAGAGCUGACUGGGCAAAGAAACGAAAAAAAAAUAAAAAUAAAAAAAAGCAGUGGUGCUCAGCCAAGCAACCAAGAUGAAGGCGAACGGAACAGUAGUGACAGAGGACCAUCCCCACAGCGAGAUUCACAACGAACUGAAGAAGCUGAAUCCCAACUUGCCCGAGCCAAGGGAGUUUCACAAGAAAGAUGCCAUUGAGGAACACUUCGACAAGUUGCCAUGGUACCUAGGGGCACUGGGUAGGUCCCUGACGGUCAACCUUGGGGAGAGCAAGUCUCUCUUCGCCCCUAUCAACAUACCCUUGGACAGGAGACUGCAAACGUUUGCUGCCCUCUUCUGGAUGUCAACGUUUCUCUUCAUGGGACUCGGUGCCGCCAUCUUGCUACUCUACCUAUUCUUCUAUACGCAGUUCUGGUGGUUUCCUGUCUGCUAUUUCACCUGGUAUCUGGGGGACAGGACGAUCUGUGACAGGGGAGGCAGAAGAUUCCACUGGUUCCGCCACUGGGUGUUGUGGAAGCAUUUCCGCGACUACUUCCCGAUCCACAUGAUCAAGACAGCAGAACUCGACCCUACCAAGAACUAUAUCGUGGGAUACCACCCCCACGGCAUCCUGUGCGCAGGCGCCUUCUCCUCCUUCGGCACGGAGGCCACGAACUUCAGCAAGGUCUACCCAGGACUAACUCUACUGAUGACCCUCGAAGUUCAGUUCCGCCAACCCUUCUACAGAGAGUUCCUCAUGUCUUCGGGUGCGGUAAGUUGCAGCCGACAGAGUAUUGACUACAUCAUGAAAAAGGAGGAGACGGGGCAGACGAUUUGCAUCGUGAUUGGUGGAGCCAAGGAGUCCUUGGACUGCCAUCCUGGAAGAGCCGAUCUCUACCUCAAGAACAGAAAGGGCUUCUGCAAGAUGGCUCUGAGAUAUGGUGCCUCCUUGGUUCCAACAUUCGCCUUCGGCGAGAACGACAUCUACGACCAGGUGCCCAACCACAAGGGCACCCUCAUCCGGCGGCUGCAGACGGCUUUCCAGAGCGUGGUCGGCUUCGCUCCCCUGAUUUUCUUCGGCAGGGGAGUCUUCCAGUACGGCUUCGGCAUUAUACCUUUCAGGAAGCCCAUUUACGUCGUAGUUGGAGCACCCGUCGACGUCCCUCAGGUGAAGAACCCGACGCAAGAAGACAUCGACAGAGUUCACGAAUCUUACGUAAAGGCUUUGACAGAACUCUACAAUAAAUACAAGGGAAUGUACUCGGCUUAUCCUGAUGUAGAACUGAAGAUCCAGUAAAGUUUUAAAAAAGUAAUAAAAAUAAUAAAAAUGAAAUUCCUUGAGAGAUCUGUUGAAGGAACAACGCGUGAAUGUUUUUUUUUUUUUUACAUUUCUUUAGUCCUAUCCAUUGUAAUACUUGCUAUCUGUUGUUGGCUUUUAACAGGAUCUGUCGGAAAAAAAAAUAGUUUAUUUUUAUUUUUUAUUUCCUUGACACUGGACCUAAUUGACUGAUACUACUUAUUUUCUGUAGUAGGUAGUCUUAAGUAGUU
Molecule: messenger RNA, 1755 nt
Organism: Macrobrachium nipponense
Lineage: Eukaryota; Metazoa; Arthropoda; Malacostraca; Decapoda; Palaemonidae
Product: 2-acylglycerol O-acyltransferase 2-A-like
Source: RefSeq, a predicted model, not a curated record